Molecule: messenger RNA, 8765 nt
Organism: Nannospalax galili (Upper Galilee mountains blind mole rat)
Lineage: Eukaryota; Metazoa; Chordata; Mammalia; Rodentia; Spalacidae
Gene: Erbb4
Product: erb-b2 receptor tyrosine kinase 4
Exons: 28
Coding region: 535-4461 (1308 amino acids)
Biological process (GO): positive regulation of cell population proliferation; protein phosphorylation; positive regulation of kinase activity
Cellular component (GO): basal plasma membrane; signaling receptor complex
Molecular function (GO): ATP binding; epidermal growth factor receptor binding; transmembrane receptor protein tyrosine kinase activity
Source: RefSeq, a predicted model, not a curated record
AAGAAGCUCGCCCCGCUCCCCUUCCCUCCGGAUUUGGACUGGAGGUGCAAGCAAACUGCAAAGAGAGCCUAACAUAGCCCGGCUUCGGGGAGAGGCCGGAACCCUGCCUCCUCUUUGCAAUCAACUUUUUUUGGAAGCCUUUUUUCCCUUUCUUUUUAUUGUUGACCAACCAGUGAGAAAGAGAGAGAAGGAGAGAGAAAGUGAGGAGGGAGCGAGAAAGCCGAGGAUCACAGGGAAAAAUAGCUGCACAGUUCGGCCCGGAGCAGCGGCUGCAAACAGUAGCUCACACUCCCACCAGCGCACACCCGAGGCACAUCCUCCUGCGGCCGCUCGCGGGUCCUCGGGUCCCGGCCCUGGAGCCGCGGGCGCGGACUGGCAGUCGGGUCCAACCCCCGGAGCCGCUGCACAGUGCGCCGCGCCCGCCCCCCUUGCGCCCCCAGGCGCGCCGGGCUGGGGGAUCUCCUCCGCGUUCCCGAAAGGGGCUAUGCCAUUUGGACAUGUAAUGGUCAGCACGGGAUCUGAGACUUGCAAAAAAUGAAGCUGGCGACGGGACUGUGGGUCUGGGUGAGCCUUCUGGUGGCGGCGGGGACUGUCCAGCCCAGCGCUUCUCAGUCAGUGUGUGCAGGAACAGAGAAUAAAUUGAGCUCUCUCUCCGACCUGGAACAGCAGUACCGAGCCUUGCGCAAAUACUAUGAAAACUGUGAGGUAGUCAUGGGCAACCUGGAGAUCACCAGCAUUGAGCACAACCGGGACCUCUCCUUUCUGCGGUCUAUUCGUGAAGUCACAGGCUAUGUGCUGGUGGCCCUCAACCAGUUUCGUUAUCUGCCUUUGGAGAAUUUACGCAUUAUCCGUGGAACAAAACUAUAUGAAGAUCGAUACGCUUUGGCAAUAUUCCUAAACUACAGAAAAGACGGAAACUUUGGACUACAAGAACUUGGAUUAAAAAAUCUGACCGAAAUUCUAAAUGGCGGAGUCUAUGUUGACCAGAAUAAAUUCCUAUGCUAUGCAGACACAAUUCACUGGCAAGAUAUUGUCCGGAAUCCAUGGCCUUCCAACUUGACACUGGUGUCAACAAAUGGAAGCUCAGGAUGUGGACGGUGCCAUAAGUCCUGUACUGGCCGAUGCUGGGGACCCACAGAAUAUCAUUGCCAGACUUUAACAAGGACUGUGUGUGCAGAGCAGUGUGAUGGCAGGUGCUAUGGACCCUACGUCAGUGACUGUUGCCAUCGAGAAUGUGCUGGAGGCUGCUCAGGACCCAAGGACACUGACUGCUUUGCCUGCAUGAAUUUCAAUGACAGUGGAGCAUGUGUUACUCAGUGUCCUCAGACCUUUGUCUACAAUCCAACCACAUUUCAACUGGAGCACAACUUCAAUGCCAAGUACACAUAUGGAGCCUUCUGUGUCAAGAAAUGCCCACAUAACUUUGUGGUAGAUUCCAGUUCUUGUGUUCGUGCUUGUCCUAGUUCCAAGAUGGAAGUAGAAGAAAAUGGGAUUAAAAUGUGUAAACCGUGCACUGAUAUUUGCCCAAAAGCUUGCGAUGGCAUUGGCACUGGAUCAUUGAUGUCAGCCCAGACUGUGGACUCCAGUAAUAUUGACAAAUUCAUAAACUGCACAAAGAUCAAUGGGAAUUUGAUCUUCCUUGUCACUGGUAUUCAUGGGGACCCUUACAAUGCAAUUGAAGCCAUAGAUCCAGAGAAAUUGAAUGUCUUUCGGACUGUCAGAGAAAUAACAGGUUUCCUGAACAUACAGUCAUGGCCCCCAAACAUGACUGACUUCAGUGUUUUCUCCAACCUUGUCACCAUUGGAGGACGAGUGCUCUACAGUGGUCUCUCACUGCUUAUUCUCAAGCAACAAGGCAUCACUUCCCUGCAGUUCCAGUCCCUGAAGGAAAUCAGUGCUGGCAACAUCUACAUCACUGACAACAGCAACCUGUGUUAUUAUCAUACCAUUAAUUGGACAACCCUCUUCAGCACCAUCAACCAGAGAAUAGUGAUCCGAGAUAACAGAAAAGCUGAAAACUGUACUGCUGAAGGGAUGGUUUGCAACCACCUGUGUUCAAGUGAUGGCUGUUGGGGACCUGGGCCAGACCAGUGCCUGUCAUGCCGGCGCUUCAGUCGCGGAAGGAUCUGCAUAGAAUCCUGCAACCUCUAUGAUGGAGAAUUUCGAGAGUUUGAAAACGGCUCCAUCUGUGUAGAGUGUGAUUCCCAGUGUGAGAAGAUGGAAGAUGGUCUUCUCACGUGCCAUGGACCGGGUCCUGACAACUGUACAAAGUGCUCUCAUUUUAAGGAUGGUCCAAACUGCGUGGAAAAAUGUCCAGAUGGCCUACAGGGGGCAAACAGUUUUAUUUUCAAGUAUGCCGAUCAGGAUCGAGAGUGUCACCCAUGCCACCCAAACUGCACCCAAGGGUGUAACGGUCCCACUAGUCAUGACUGCAUUUACUACCCAUGGACGGGCCAUUCCACUUUACCACAACAUGCUAGAACUCCACUGAUUGCAGCCGGAGUCAUUGGUGGGCUCUUCAUCCUGGUCAUCAUGGCUCUGACGUUUGCAGUUUAUGUUAGAAGGAAGAGCAUCAAAAAGAAAAGAGCCUUGAGGAGAUUUUUGGAAACAGAGUUGGUAGAACCCUUGACUCCCAGUGGCACAGCGCCCAAUCAAGCACAGCUUCGCAUUUUGAAAGAAACUGAACUCAAGAGGGUAAAAGUCCUUGGCUCAGGAGCUUUUGGAACCGUUUAUAAAGGUAUUUGGGUACCAGAAGGAGAAACAGUGAAAAUCCCAGUGGCUAUUAAGAUUCUCAAUGAAACAACUGGUCCCAAGGCCAACGUGGAAUUCAUGGAUGAAGCUCUGAUCAUGGCAAGUAUGGAUCAUCCACACCUAGUUCGCUUACUGGGCGUGUGUCUGAGCCCCACCAUCCAGCUGGUCACCCAGCUUAUGCCUCAUGGCUGCCUGCUGGACUAUGUCCAUGAGCACAAGGACAACAUUGGAUCACAGCUGCUGCUGAACUGGUGUGUCCAGAUAGCCAAGGGAAUGAUGUACCUCGAAGAAAGACGGCUUGUUCAUCGAGACCUGGCAGCCCGCAAUGUCUUAGUAAAAUCUCCAAAUCAUGUGAAAAUCACAGAUUUUGGACUAGCCCGACUCUUGGAAGGAGAUGAAAAAGAAUACAAUGCUGAUGGUGGAAAGAUGCCAAUAAAAUGGAUGGCUCUGGAGUGUAUACAUUACAGGAAAUUCACCCAUCAGAGUGAUGUUUGGAGCUAUGGAGUAACUAUAUGGGAACUAAUGACCUUUGGAGGAAAACCCUAUGAUGGAAUUCCAACCCGAGAAAUCCCUGACUUAUUGGAGAAAGGAGAGCGUCUGCCCCAGCCACCUAUCUGCACUAUUGAUGUUUACAUGGUCAUGGUCAAGUGUUGGAUGAUCGAUGCGGACAGUAGACCUAAAUUCAAAGAACUGGCUGCUGAGUUUUCAAGGAUGGCUAGGGACCCUCAAAGAUAUUUAGUCAUUCAGGGUGAUGAUCGUAUGAAGCUUCCCAGUCCAAACGACAGCAAAUUUUUCCAGAAUCUCUUGGAUGAAGAGGAUUUGGAAGACAUGAUGGAUGCUGAAGAAUACCUGGUCCCUCAAGCUUUCAACAUCCCUCCUCCCAUCUACACAUCCAGAGCAAGAAUCGACUCCAAUAGGAGUGAAAUUGGACACAGCCCUCCUCCUGCCUACACCCCCAUGUCGGGAAAUCAGUUUGUAUAUCGAGAUGGGGGCUUUGCUACCGAACAAGGAAUGUCUGUGCCCUACAGAGCCACGACCAGCACCAUCCCAGAAGCUGCAGUUGCCCAGGGUGCAACAGCAGAGAUUUUCGAUGACUCCUGCUGUAAUGGUACCCUCCGCAAGCCAGCUGCACCCCAUGUCCCAGAGGACAGUAGCACCCAAAGGUACAGCGCUGACCCCACAGUAUUUGCCCCAGAACGAAGCCCACGAGGAGAGCUGGAUGAAGAAGGCUACAUGACUCCUAUGCGAGACAAACCCAAACAAGAAUACCUGAAUCCUGUGGAAGAAAACCCUUUUGUGUCACGGAGAAAAAAUGGAGAUCUUCAAGCUUUGGAUAAUCCCGAGUAUCACAAUGCGACCAGUGGUCCGCCCAAGGCGGAGGAUGAAUAUGUGAAGGAGCCGCUGUACCUCAACACCUUCGCCAACGCCUUGGGGAAUGCCGAGUACCUGAAGAACAGCAUUCUGUCUGUUCCGGAGAAGGCCAAGAAAGCAUUUGACAACCCUGACUACUGGAACCACAGCCUGCCACCCCGGAGCACCCUUCAGCACCCAGACUACCUACAGGAGUACAGCACAAAAUAUUUUUAUAAACAGAAUGGACGGAUCCGGCCCAUUGUGGCAGAGAAUCCUGAAUACCUCUCUGAGUUCUCGCUGAAGCCAGGCACUGUGCUGCCCCCUCCGCCCUACAGACACCGGAAUACUGUGGUGUGAGCUCAGCAAGGGUUUUAGGUGGAUACACACACCCACUCCAUUUUCCCACCCCACCCCCUCUUUCUCUGGUGGUCUUCCUUCUACUCCCAAGGCCAGUAGUUUUGACACUUCCCAAUGGAAGACAUAGAGAUGCAAUGAUAGUUAUGUGCUUACCUAACUUGAAAAAUAGAAGGAAGGACUGAAAGAGAAAGAUAGGAGGAACCACACUGUUUCUUCAUUUCUGCACAUGAGUUGGUCAGCAGAAUGCCUGUGAGAGCUAGAAAAGGACCAGAAAAAAUAAGGCGAUUCUACCUUCAACUUCCUUCCUUUUUCUUUUCUCUCUUUCUCUCUCUCUCUCUCUCUCUCUCUCUCUCUCUCUCUCUCUCUCUCUCUCCCCCCCAUGAUUGAAACCCCAGGAUCAGUUCCCAUCUGCAGUAAUUGAUAUGUGCGUAGUCAAGAUCACUGGAAAUAAUGCGAAAGCUACCAUUAGAACAAAAGGAUAAGCAUUUGGAAACAUUCCCUAGUAACUGAGAUUGAGAAACCAAUUUCUUUCUAUCUUGGCAAGUAAGAAUGGCCAACCCAGCUUUUAUAAUUUUUAAAUCUCCAUCGUAAUUAUAAUUAGUAAUUAUGUUUGGAAGGCAUAUUUGCUUUUUCAUUUGGGUUCGCUUUGGCCUGUUUCUCAUAUUAGCUAUUCCCCCUCAUUUGGCUAUUGUUUCUAGUUGCAAAGAUACUUACAUAAAAGUUUGACAGAAUUGUAACAAAAAAAAAAUGUGAUCUAAAAGUCAUUAUUCUAAAUUAUGCAAUCUUUAAAAUUAGAAGAGAAAGCCAAGAUAUUAGCAUAAAAAUCCACAUUUCAUGUCUCAAACUAUUGAAUUUAUCCUCCCCUGUCAUUUACAUUCUUCAACAUUUUCUUCUUCUCCUAAAAUGACAGUCUUUGAUGAGCAGUUGAUCAUUUUAAUAGUAGGGAAGCUAAGAAACAGUUCUGUGUGGUUUAAGAAAACUACUGACACUUUCAGGGGUGGUCCCAUGGGGGGAUCCAUACAGUGGAAGAAACAUACUGGAUUGGGUAUGUCCACCUGGCAGGUACUCAGAAAUGUAGUUUGCACUUAAGCUCUAAUUUUAUUUGUUCUUUUUCUGAACUCCAUUUUGGAUUUUGAAUGAAGCAAUAUGGAAGCAACCAGCAUAUUAACUAAUUUAAGUACAUUUUUUUAAAAGGAUGUAAAAUAAAGACAGACUAUGGAAAUGCCAAACUAAGCCAAUUCGGACUUUGGAACAGUAACCAGGGAUUAUGGUGAGAGAGCCAGCACAUUUAUCUACAUAUGGUUAGGACAUUUGCUACAUAAGGAAGUCUGUUCAGUUUGUAUUCUCUGUGUAAAGGAAUGCAAGUUAUGGGCAGGCUUGAAUUCUGUGGGAUUUCUAGAAUGAGAGUAUUUAUAUCCAGUAGAAGGUAACUCUUUGCACAUAAAUUGGUAUAAUUAAAAGAAAACCACAAACAUUCAAAAUAUAUAAAUAGGUCAGCCUUUAAAGUUGUAAAUAAACAUGAAAAAUCUCAUGCAACUAUUUUAUCAUCAAAUGCAUUAGUUUUUUAAUAAUUUAUGUAAUGAUUCUCUCUUCACAUACUGCAUCCUAGCUGAAGAACCAUCUCUCUAUUAGGUUUGAUUUUAAAAGAACACCUAUGGAGUUGAGUCAUGGGAACAAACGAAAGAACUGAACUUCUAGGAAAUAAGGAAAGCUAGAUGUGUCUCUCUCUUGUCUACAAAAUUAUUCUCCAAGAUAUUUAGUUCUAAAAAAUUACUUCUUUAUACUAAAGUAUUGGGCCAAAAUUAUAUUCGACAUCCUAAAAAUAUUCCAUCAGACUAAAAUUCUCCAUUGGUAAAGCAGAGAGAGUUUAGGGAAAAAGGUUGUUCAAGGAAAUUUAUGUUUCCACCUAUUUUGAAAAAAUAAAUCCAUCCAUGCAAACUUAGAUUUAUUCAAUUGAUAUUUAUUUAAAGUCUGCUGAGGUGUAUGGGGGGGGGGAAUAGCCCAAUAAAUGAAAUAUCAUCCCUGACUUCAAAUUCUAAGAGUCUAGAUUUAUUUGGAAUGACAUUUAAACUUCUCUGUAAGUCCAAGGAAUCAGAUUGCAUGAAUUAUUUUGUGAAUGGCAUCAUAGAACAGGUUUCUAGUAAAUGAGCUUCUGUGAACUCAGAAUAUAAAUUGCACAUCCUUCAAAUUUCUGAAGUUGACAAAUAGGACCAAUUUGAUGUUUUCUUUUAGAAACUAACUGGUCCAGAAAGACUGCAUCACUGGCAAACUGUUAUAUCUGGAGUCUAACUUCACCAUGAAACCAGCAGCAGGUGGGGACUCUUAGCCAAAAUCCUUGGAAAUAUCAGGGUUGGUCUGAAAGAGUGGGAGUAGAAAAAGGAGAAACACUUGCGACAUCUUAUCUAGUGAAAUUCAACCAUGACCUUCUGAGGGAUGAAGACAUGGAAUGAUCCAGGGGCCUCAUAGCCUAAAGCUCUCCAGCCCAAUUCAGAGGCAUCUGUAAGAAAAGGGACUUCAUAUCACUAUCUGUGAAGAUUUGAAAAUAAGUCUUUCUUCAUAGAUAAAUCUGCAACUAACUUUUACUGGCAGCACAUUUGGAAUACUCAUGACUUUUUCUGUUCACUUACAAUAUUCAUAUGCCUCCUACUGAGAUUUAGAAAGCUUACUUGUUUAAUAUGUAGAAAAAAAAAGGUAAUCUUUUAACUCUUAAAGUAACAUAAACAUAUUCAGUGAAUUUGUUUCCUUCUUCCCUAAAGGCACAUGGUUUACGGUUCAGAUAAUCGCCCUCCAAUCUAGAGAUGGAAGCAAGUGUAAUCAGAAUGACCCCAGUGCUACUGUAGCAUUCCUGGUUUAUGAUUUUUCUAGUAUAUUCUGGAUUUCAGUUGUUUGGGAAUUUCUUUUUUAAAUCUUAGAGUCUUAGGAAAAAACCUUUAAGACUAUAUUAGAGGGACAAAGAGUGUGGAAAAAAGAAAAGAUUUCAUUUACUGAAGAGAAUAACUUGUUUAACCCAGUAGACUGAAAUUUUAGAAUGCCAGUUAAACCUCAUAAAUCACUAUGUAAUACAAGAUGCUUGGGGUCAGCAGCACCAAUAGAAAUCUGCAGAAUAAAUUUGUAAGACUGAGAAAAUUUAAUUCUAAAAUUAAACUGACUAUAGUUUUAAAAUUAUCAAAUUAUAAUUAUGCUUAUCUUGGGGAAUCCUAUUUUCAGUCAUGGAAAAAUGUUCAGGUAAAAUCAUUGCUUAAAAAGUAGUUCUUAAACAGAUAAGAAAAGAUGCUAAAUCAAAAUAGAACCAGAGCCCACAAAGAUUCUGUAACACAGAGCGAUGCUGAGAUAACAGAGAAAUUCUUGGUGUUCUGUAUGAUAUCAGUAGCACAGGGUAGGAUAAGGUCCUCUCUCUACAUGCUUUCCUGAAAUAUUAUGAAAAUAGAGCAGAUUUCAAACUAUUAAAACACACAACUAAAAAUGAAAGACUUACUAAAUAAGAGACUUACUUGCUUUACAGUAAGGAAGACUAAUUCUAACUUGGAGGAAGAAAUAGGGGAAGUCUAAGAGUUAUAUUGUAUGUGCCAAUACCUUCUGAGAAUGUCACAUAAGGCCAGUGCUGAGGACAGGUUGGUAGAGGGCUGUGAGGGUUUGCUGCUGGAUGAAUUUGGAAGGAUGGUCAAUAUACUUCCUGAAGUGUCAAAACUGAAAAGAAAAACAAAUUGUUUAUGGCUGAGAGGGAAGGAUGUAAAUACAACAUUUUUUUUUCAAACUGUCUAACCUUUAUUUAAAAACUAGAAUUAUUUAUCCAUCUGUAAUUAUUAAUUAUUUAACUAGAAUAUGUAGUUCAUAAGGUAAUAGAAAAGGUGAUCAUGAAAGCAUGUGUUCAACUCGGCAGAAUCAUGAUACUGUUGUAGGACGUAGAUUUAGUUAGGUUAUCAAAUGUUAAAUGAUCUUAAUAUUAAAUAAAUCAAACUAGAGAACUAACCACAAGGUAUAACUUAACAAAAUAAAAUUCAGGAUAUGAAAAUAUAGGAUGGAUUUUGCAUAGAAAAUAGAAAUAAGUUAGCCAUUUAAAAUGGUUACUGGUUGGGUUUAGCUGAAAGUAGACACACGUGGCUUCAGUUAUGAAAAUUUGCUUAAAAGCACUGCAGUUAAUUCCAACUCAUUUCUUUAUUGUGUUUUAAAUGUAUUAAGUGUAAAGCAAUUUUUAUAUCUUUGACUUUAUUUUGCAAACAUCACUUUGUAGUGUUUAACAGGCAAAUAAAUUACAUGUGAGUUUAAGAGGUCUUCAAAACAAAGUAAAGGAAGUGAAAAGGAUC